CUUAAGGGACUAGUAUGUACGUCAAACGAUGUAAGAAAGACGUAUAUUUGCGUACAUAUUCAAAAUUAACACUUUCAUAGACGUAUAGUAAAUUUAUGGAACGUAGGUUAUCGGUAAUUAGAUUUUCUUCACAUCUUACGACUUUAACGUCAUUUCCAUUUUAAUUUUAUAGUUACAAUUUCAAAUAAGUGACUACCAUGAUCGAUCAAACAAGAAAUGGAAUAACUGUUUUGUUGGUAAUCGGACUAGCUACCACCGUACAGAGUUUGAAGCAUGAUAAGACAAAAAGCAACACCAAACAUAGGGCUUCAAAUGAGGCGUCCACAGUGGUACAUCGGGAACUGUCUAGUCAUGAGAUUGACCUUCUACACAGCCUUAUCGCGGAUCUAAGACAACAUUUUGAUCAGCACUCGCUUAAUAAGAGAGUCGAACCUUCGACCAAGAGACGCUUUGGAUCGUUGAGAGGGAUAUUGUCCAACGGCGAUUUAAAAGCUAAAACGCAAUAUAAUAAGUUUGAUGAGAAACUUAUCGAGAUGCCAUCCAAAAUUGACGAAUUGGAGUCCAGUUUGCAGAAGGUUCUUGCAAUCCAUCAAAACAACCCGGAAAAGCGUGCACGGCAAUCGGAACCCCAAGUUGCUUUUUAUGCUCAGCUAACUCAAGACCCGGGCCCCAUGGGCUUACACCAGACCGUCGUGUUUGACAACGUGGUUACCAACAUCGGGAACGCCUACAACAAGUUCUCAGGCAUGUUCACGGCACCAGUGAGUGGAACAUACGUCAUCUUCUGGUCAACGUUCAAUCGCGACCGUACACACUUUCCAUCUGAGCUAGUUCACAACGCCAAUGUUGCAGGGCAAGCGUGGUCUGAUGCCUAUGACCAUAACGAUGGUGCGAUGGCUUCAAACCAAGCCGUAUUACAGAUGAAUGCCGGUGAUAUUGCCUACAUUCGCGAGGGGACUUUUCCGCAGUCAGCCAUUUCGCACGGGAAUUCGAUGACUUCAUUUUCUGGGUUGCUUCUUUAUUCAGCGUAAUACGUAUUGUCUGGUUGUGAUGAUAAGUUGAAAAUAUGUAAACCGUACUUAUUCUGCAUAGUUAGUUUGUAUUGUGAUAAAAUUUUGUUCAAACAAGA
Dreissena polymorpha is the source of this 1129-nucleotide messenger RNA. Its product is annotated as heavy metal-binding protein HIP-like. Gene Ontology annotation, molecular function: protein binding. The record is from RefSeq and is a predicted model, not a curated record. The coding region runs from base 198 to 1031 and encodes 277 amino acids. Lineage: Eukaryota; Metazoa; Mollusca; Bivalvia; Myida; Dreissenidae. The transcript is spliced from 3 exons.